Messenger RNA from Galleria mellonella (greater wax moth), 1527 nucleotides. RefSeq lists its product as uncharacterized. The coding region runs from base 146 to 871 and encodes 241 amino acids. Gene Ontology annotation, biological process: regulation of actin filament polymerization; negative regulation of apoptotic process. Gene Ontology annotation, cellular component: apical plasma membrane; clathrin-coated vesicle; sarcoplasmic reticulum. The record is from RefSeq and is a predicted model, not a curated record. The transcript has a single exon. NCBI's taxonomy places the organism in Eukaryota, Metazoa, Arthropoda, Insecta, Lepidoptera, Pyralidae.
UUGACAUAUAACUUGACAGUGGAGUAAUCUUAAUCAUCUGGAAGUUUUUGUUUGUUGCGCAAUAAAAUAAUCACAGUACCGGAGAAAAACAAACUUCAUCUUCAUUUAUUACUAUUAAUAAUUAAAUCCUCAAGUUAAUUCCAUUAUGGCAACCAACACAUUAAUGGACAGAUUAAGAACAUUCUUUGGGUUGUGGCAAGAGCCACCAAGAAAUGACUUUCGGAAUCCGAUAUGGGGGACGGACGACGACGACGAUGGAGACGAACUUUAUACAAGACAACAAAUAAAGCCAUACGACCCGAACGACGUGCACAGAGAAUUUUCAAGGCAAAUCAAUGAGAUGUUCAGAUCUUUUGGUAACAUUUUCGAUGACAUGAAAUCAUUUUUUCAAGACGACCACUUCGAAGACUUCGCCGGUUUUGCUGAUAUACCGAGCGAGCCCGAAAAUUUCAAUAGCAAAAGCAUACGAGACUACUAUUUGAAACCUGGUUACCAUAAUCAAAAACACGAAGAACCUAAAGACAUGGACUUAGAUGGUAAGAUUUCGUCGAACGAAAUUUCUGGAUUGUUGAAACAGAAAGAUGAUAAACGUGACCACAGCUCUUUGGUACCAUUUAGUGGUAAUAUGAUUCCUGGCAGAUCAUUUUGUAAAACUGUUAUUACAACAAGUGUUACUAAGCCUGAUGGAACAGUUGAGACUAGAAGAAUUAUAAAAAAUGGCAAUGAUGUUGUUGAAGAAACUGUUACUUCAACAGGUCCCACUGACUCUAGAGGUCCAUACAACACCAACUCAGACUCUUUUGCUCCUACAGGCUUUAUUUACAACCAUGUUAUGACUGAACUGUCUUCAUUGUUUAAAAAUUUCUACUGAAGUUUGCUUCAAUUGCAUAUUAGAUUAUGCAUUAAUAGCAAAUAUAAUACUUUUAGCUUCUUAAGUUUCAAAAUUGACAUCUUAAAUAAAAUUUCUUGUUCAUCAACAAGAUAGUUAUUUUAUGGAUAUAUAAACUUUUAAAUUGUGAUAACAAAAUAUGUAAAAUAGCUAUUAUAGUCUUUCUAGGGCUAAUGAAAUGGUCUAAUUUUUAUUAUCUACUUUUAUCUUAAAAAUUGUAGGUACUUAAAAUAUCUAUACUAUUUAUUCAUAUGAUAUUAAUAAACUGUGUGUUUACACUUGAGCAAAUACAGUCUCAACAAUCUUUAGAUGUUUUUGUAACAGUAACAUUUUUCUAGAUUUUAAAUUACUGUGUCAUAAAUAAAAAUAAACAUUAUAAUUCACAUAAUUUCAAGCUUUAGUAGGAAAAAAUUGAAAUACUAAUUACAUAGCAGUUAAGUAAGUGGCCAGAUUCUAAAAUUUCUGUAGUUUAAAAAAAAAUAUUUGCUAAUUUGAUUACUAUGUAAUUUUAGAUAAUGGAAUUUGAAUCAUUAUUUGAUAAGAAAUGAUAAACAUUUUGAUUGUAAUAAAUUAUUAUAUUCUUACACAUAAACAGUUGUAGAGAGCACUAUUGGUAAAUAAAUAAUGAAUAUAAUAAA